AAAAGGGAAAUGAGAGAGAGAGGAGGAGACUAGACAGCUCCCAUCGUCUUUCUCCUUUGUGAGAAGAAUUGCUAACUUUUUUUUUUUGGAAAACACCAAUUUUCGCAUUACUGAAACCACUAAUAAUCUCCUCGAGGCUUCGUCGGAUUCUUCUCACGCAGCUAAUCGUUUUUAAUUUAGACAUAACAGUGUCUCGAUCGACUCGUCUCUAACAAACCCUAAUUUUUUUGAUCCCUUGAAUCAUGGCCUCCUCCGCCACUUCCACUAACCCUAACUCUUCUUCCUCCUCCGCCGCCCAAUCUCGCCGCCCCUCUCCCCAGGUUUCCUCUCCCUGGACUCUAAUCGUCCGCGGCGGCGAUUCACUCCCCACGAUCGCCGCCGCCGCAGCAGCUCCUUCCUCUCCUCAAUCGAAUCCCCCGAUCGAGCCGAUUGCUGAUGCGUCUGCUCCUCCGCCUGCUGCUGGAGAGGAGAAACCGGAGGGCAAUGCUGGGAAGAAACCGGUUUGGAAAAGGCCUUCUAACGGUGGGGCUGCUGCUUCUGAGGUCGGACCUGUCAUGGGAGCUUCCUCGUGGCCUGCUCUUUCUGUGGCUGCCAAUAAGUCUUCCUCUGACUCUCUUAAAAGUCUCGGCGAUGUAGCGCCGUCGCCGCCACCUGUCCUCGUUUCUCAGGGAAUUGCUAAUGCUUCUGUUCCUUCUUCUGCAUCGAAGCCAGCGGGCCGUGCAAACCCCAAUCCAACACCAAACAACUCGCGCCAGAGAUCAUUUAAACGAAAUGGCGCUUCUGGAUCCUCUGCUAAUGGUACCGCUUCCCAACCAUCAGUACAAGGCUCGCUUGCGGAAUCGCCUUCGCACAACCCUUCUCCCAGAGGCCAGAACCAGAGGAACGGCUUUCCAUCACACACCCAUGGUGGUAGUGGUGCUGACAACGUAUCUCAACGAGACUCGUACAGGAACCAAAACGGUUACCAUCACCAAAGUCACGGCGGCAGGCGCAAUCAGGAGCACGGGAAUCAAAAUUGGACUUUCAGCAGGAGCUUUAAUGGGAGAGAUGGGAAUGCACAAUCACAAAGAGGUGCUCCUCCAGCGUUUGUAAGACAUCCACCUCCUCCACCUCUGCAGACAAUUCCUCCUCAGUUUAUGGCGGCUCACCCUUUUGCCAGCCCUCUGCCUUUCCCUCCUGAACUGGCAUCGCAAUAUUAUCAGCGUAUGCCUUUCGUUGCUCCUCUCUCACCUGGACCAGUGUUCUACCAUGUCCAAGAUCCUCCUUUGAACAUAAAACUUCAGAAGCAAAUACAUUAUUAUUUUAGUGAAGAGAAUUUGAUUAAAGACACAUAUCUUCGUCGGCAGAUGGAUGAUCAGGGUUUUGUUCCACUUCCUGUGAUUGCUGGUUUCAAUAAGGUUGCAGAACUUACAGAGAGUGUGCAGCAAAUAGCGGAAGCUCUACAAGGUUCACCUGUUGUUGAAGUUCAGGGUGAAAGAAUAAGGAAACGCUACAGUUGGCAACAUUGGUUGAUUCCUCAAGACCCUUCGAGCCCCCAGUCUGUUGGUGCAGUAGCAAGCCGAGUCGGAAACUUGGCUCUUGGUGAGAGCUCGGCAGGUCCAAAUGGUGGCUCAAGCAGUCAGCUGCAACCUGCGGGAGCAGAAAACAAAGCUGUUUCAGAUGGUCAGCAACAGUUUCCUGGUGGUGUUCCAGGGAGCAACCGCAAUGGCUCGGAUGGUGCAAACCGUUGAACCAUCAUGUUUGGAGCUGGUGGUUAGUGCUGGACAUGAAAUAUUUAUUAUUUCGUCCUGCCUAAAAUCAGGAAAAAAUCAACAAUAAUGAAGGGGGAAUCCAAAAAAGAGAGAGAUAAAGGUAAGGCAUAAAACCAAAAAUAAAAAAGAGACCCAUAUGAAAACCAGAAAAGGAUCAAAACAUUUGUGAUUCUUCUAGCUUUUCAUUUUAUGGAUUUUUGUGUUUUUUUUAUUUUGGUUAUUUUGGAUGCUAAUAACCUUUCUAUGUUUAUGCUACUUUGCGACAUGAGAUGGUUCAUUGACGGUUGCUUUGUAAACCUUUGUUAUGUUUUGGGAUUUGUCUGGUUUAGCUUACUAGUA
Brassica napus (rape) is the source of this 2090-nucleotide messenger RNA. Its product is annotated as la-related protein 1C. Bases 243 to 1730 code for a protein of 495 amino acids. The record is from RefSeq and is a predicted model, not a curated record. The transcript has 6 exons. Gene Ontology annotation, molecular function: RNA binding. Lineage: Eukaryota; Viridiplantae; Streptophyta; Magnoliopsida; Brassicales; Brassicaceae.